Molecule: messenger RNA, 1123 nt
Organism: Phytophthora nicotianae INRA-310
Lineage: Eukaryota; Oomycota; Peronosporomycetes; Peronosporales; Peronosporaceae
Exons: 3
Coding region: 23-1123 (366 amino acids)
Source: RefSeq, a predicted model, not a curated record
UCGCUUUCCGCUGAAGUACGUGAUGCAGCAGAUGCUGUUCACGAGGCCCUCGGCCGCCUGGCAGAGUCCCAAUGCGUGGACUAACGGCAGCAACAGCAGCUCGCCACGACGCGUCGUGACCUUCGCGGUACAGGAUGCUUCGCCUUCACCCGUCGUGUACCGAAGUCGAUUGCGGAGUCCGUAUGAUGCUGAUCUGACCAAAGAUCUUCCACAACAGCGUUUGCGUCGCCCACGUAAUCCAACAACGACGCAGCGCAAUGCUCGAAAAGCGAGACCAACUACCACGAGACCGCGACUGCGACGGCCUGGCUGGGAUACGGACGUGAACCGCGGAUCGAACCUGUUCGACGCAUCGCUGAAGAAGUCGUUGCUGUUCCAGCCGCGAGCGGGUGAUCGACGGAAAGAAGAGGAGGCAGAGAAGCAGGAAAUGACACCAAAGAAUGUGGUAAGACGGAAGGUGGGUCCCGUCCGAACGACCCCCGUACGGUACAGAUCCGAGCCGUCCAGUGUGUACGCGCAGCAACGACAGAACGUGACGCAUUGGCCGCAACGUAGAACCAAGGAUUUUGUACGGCAAAACAUUGAGCAGUUGACAGGACGGCCUGUAGAUAUGAACUUUGGACGAAGCGGAUCACGAUCAGGAAGUCGAGAGAAUGUGUUUGAGCGACUAUCAGCACCGCGAGUGAGUAAGUCGUUACUGCGGUCGCAUGCACUGGUAGUUCCAGUAGAAAGCAAACAAGCCCCAAGUCCCGCUCGAUCUCCAAGCGUGGCGUCACUAUCUCCUCAGUCAGCUUCGCCUUCUUCACCUGUGCUCACUAUUGAACCUCCAGCACCAGAUAAACGGAGUUCGCCUCGCUCGACAACGCCCUCACCGGGAAUGCGAAGAUCGGGUCUAGGAUGGUCAUCUUUGCACUUAUCGCCACAGAGGUCCCAGCAGUCAUUUUCAUCACGUAACUCGCCAGCGCCUUUUUCCAACUCCACCAAUCGCGGUGCUCGCUCUCGCUCUCCGAGGGGCUUAGGCUACUCGGCCUACCAGCGACGCACAACCAGAUCUCCGACUACGUCUAUCUCAUUCAUGAGGGUCGGCACAACUCAAUCGAUCUCGAAGAAUGGGAAAUACUAG